Messenger RNA from Striga asiatica, 919 nucleotides. Lineage: Eukaryota; Viridiplantae; Streptophyta; Magnoliopsida; Lamiales; Orobanchaceae. The record is from the annotation of a GenBank genome assembly.
CAGUGGCUGAAAUAAUAGCAACUCAUAGUUAGCUGAAAAUGGCAGCGUUUGGCGGCACCACCUCAUGGCGACCCUCAUUGCACCUGUUGCCGCCCUGCAAUAGUAAGCUUAGGUCUCACGGCUUCCAUUGCUGCUCCAAUAUUCCAAAUGGGAAAAGUAAAGAAGAAACACAGACGCCGGCGUUGUUGAAGAUGGCCGUCGGCGGUGUGACUGAACUCCUUAGGCUCCUUUCUCCCGCUGGGAAGGUUUUAGUUGAUAAUGAAAGGGAAAAUGAGAUUCGCGUGUCGAGUGUAAAUGAGGUUCUUUCAAUCAUCAAAUCUGAUUAUGAGAACGCUUACUUUGUAACAGGGCUCUUCACUUCUGCCAUUUAUGAUGAGGAUUGCACAUUUGAAGACCCGACAAUUAAAUUUCAAGGUAGAGAAUUAUAUGCACGCAAUUUGAGAUUACUUGUACCUUUCUUUGAUAAUCCUUCAAUCCAUUUAAAGGAAAUAAAGAAGGGCCUUGAUCGCAAGAAAAGCUUCAUUGUUGCUUCAUGGAGUCUCAGAACAUACCUUAAACUUCCAUGGACACCACUCGUCUCGGUAGAUGGAAAAACGAUUUAUGAUCUCGAUGAAGAAUACAGGAUCAUAAGGCACGUUGAGAGAUGGAAUAUUUCUGCACUUGAAGCAAUUAUUCAGAUAUUUACUCCUAAUUUUGGAAGGCGCCUAGACCAAUGAAGAAAACAUACCAUUUUAUUAGCUUCAAGGAUAUGAAGCCACAGAUGCUUUGCAAUCUCCACUGACCAUGUCUUAAUCAAUCCAUAGUAAAACUCAUGGGUGAAAAAAACAUUAUAUGUGCGUGUUCGUUGCAUUAUGAUAAACUCUCUUUCGAGUAAACGUGGCCACAACUUGUCCCAAACAUUUUUUUUUUUUUUUUUUUU